AUGUCGUCUCCUGCCGACAAGAAGAACGACUUCCUGGGCCUCACCCAGAAGGAUGCCAAGCUCCUUCUGCUCGGCAUCGCGUGCACCUCUGAGAGCGACAAGGUGGACUUCGCCAAGCUUGCCCACAAAAUGGGAUACACUGCGAAUUCGGCCCGUGUCCUCCACGGCAACGCGCGGCGAAAGCUGCAGCGGCUGCACGGCGGUGAUGAGACUGAGGACAGGAAGGAGAUCGACACAUCUGCCAAGGCCACCGUGACCCCCAAGAAGUCCCAGAGUGGAACGUCAACCGAGUCCAAGAAGGAUGCUCCUGCCACCGAGUGA
Messenger RNA from Penicillium alfredii, 321 nucleotides. RefSeq names its product putative histone h1.3. Bases 1 to 321 code for a protein of 106 amino acids. The transcript is spliced from 2 exons. The record is from RefSeq and is a predicted model, not a curated record. Lineage: Eukaryota; Fungi; Ascomycota; Eurotiomycetes; Eurotiales; Aspergillaceae.